Molecule: messenger RNA, 611 nt
Organism: Ctenopharyngodon idella (grass carp)
Lineage: Eukaryota; Metazoa; Chordata; Actinopteri; Cypriniformes; Xenocyprididae
Gene: ly6d
Product: lymphocyte antigen 6 family member D
Exons: 3
Coding region: 66-329 (87 amino acids)
Source: RefSeq, a predicted model, not a curated record
AUUACUGUUCUGCUUUAGCAAGAAUGUAUUUUGGUAAAAGGUGUAACCAAGGUAUAUAAAGAAUCAUGUUCCUCUGUGUGACCAGACCAGUUUUCAUCAUGAAGACGCUAGUGUGUGCUUUCAUUGUGGUGCUCCUCUGCAGUGCAUCAGUGCACUCGCUGACAUGCUACACCUGUGUGGAUGGGGACUGCAAGACCCCAACUGAAUGCCCCACCUCAAGCAAUUUCUGCAAAACGGUUUCAACACCAACUGUGUUCUCCCGGACAUGUGAGGAGUUCUGUGUGCCUGGAGUGAACGUCUACUGCUGCACUUCUGAUCUGUGUGACUGAUCUCUAAAUGUCACCAAUCUAGUUGAUCUACUGUCCUUGAGUCAGGCACUAAUGUUCAUUGUAAUAGCAUAGUAGCACUGGGUUACUGUAGGUGUAUGCUUUAUUUGAAAUCCACUGUUUAAGUUUUUUUUUUUUCUUUUCUUUUUUUUUUUUCAAAUUCUUUUUCCAUCUGACUCAAACAUGGAUUGUUUUACAUAUCACUGCUUAAAGGAAUUUCUAAUUAGUGUGAUUUCUGUCCCAGUAUGAUUUGAUUUAUAAAUUAAAUAAAUCUACUCAGUAAAA